Messenger RNA from Photinus pyralis (common eastern firefly), 599 nucleotides. It is a transcript of the gene RpLP2, whose product is annotated as 60S acidic ribosomal protein P2. The transcript is spliced from 3 exons. Gene Ontology annotation, biological process: cytoplasmic translational elongation. NCBI's taxonomy places the organism in Eukaryota, Metazoa, Arthropoda, Insecta, Coleoptera, Lampyridae. Gene Ontology annotation, cellular component: ribosome; cytosolic large ribosomal subunit. The coding region runs from base 150 to 548 and encodes 132 amino acids. Gene Ontology annotation, molecular function: structural constituent of ribosome. The record is from RefSeq and is a predicted model, not a curated record.
UGAACGCUCCCAUUCCUGGUGGCCUCUGAAAGUUGGCAACACUGCAGUAGAAACCCGCGAUUAAAAUAAUUCCAUUUCUCUUCUUUUGCGUCAAAGCAAAGUCGUAUUUCGUUUACGGUAUACACGUUUCGUGUCAUCAGACUUAAAACAUGCGUUACGUGGCUGCCUACCUUCUCUCAGUCCUCGGCGGUAAAGCCGCGCCGGCCGCAGGAGACAUCGAGAAAAUUUUGAGUUCGGUCGGUAUCGAAGCGGACGCCGACAAAGUUAAGAAAGUCAUUUCGGAACUCAACGGCAAGUCGAUCGACCAGGUGAUGGCCGAAGGUCGUGAGAAGCUCAGCGCGAUGCCCUCUGCCGGUGCCGCACCAGCCGCCGCCGCUGCUGGAGCCGCGCCAGCCGCUGCGGCCGAGGAUAAGAAAGGUAAAUUCCCCGUUUGUGGUAGAAAGGAACGUGUGCUGACUGUUUUUGUUACAGAAGCCAAAAAGGAAGAGAAGAAGAAGGAGGAGUCAGAGUCGGAAGACGAAGAUAUGGGUUUCGGACUUUUCGACUAAAGUGUUGUUUGUACAUUAUCGGUCGAUUUUGUAAUAAAUUUAUAAUACUUU